Molecule: messenger RNA, 1555 nt
Organism: Capra hircus (goat)
Lineage: Eukaryota; Metazoa; Chordata; Mammalia; Artiodactyla; Bovidae
Gene: SGCG
Product: sarcoglycan gamma
Exons: 8
Coding region: 106-981 (291 amino acids)
Biological process (GO): cardiac muscle tissue development; heart contraction
Cellular component (GO): sarcolemma; sarcoglycan complex
Source: RefSeq, a predicted model, not a curated record
CCCCUCCCCUCUCACUGGGCGAUUCCUGGGACAGCCUCAAAUCCUGUCUCAGAAGCUCUGAAGGAGUGCAGUUAAUUCACUUUGUGCUUUUUGACAACAUCUAAGAUGGUGCGUGAACAAUACACCACGAUCACAGAGGGCACCCACAUAGAGCGGCCAGAGAACCAGGCUGUCUACAAAAUCGGCAUUUAUGGCUGGAGAAAGCGUUGUCUGUAUUUGUUCGUCCUUCUUUUGCUCGUCAUCCUCCUUGUGAAUCUUGCUCUUACCAUUUGGAUUCUCAGAGUCAUGUGGUUUUCCCCAGUAGGCAUGGGUCACCUGCAUGUUAUGGCAGAUGGACUUCGCCUGGAGGGGGAAUCUGAGUUUUUAUUCCCAUUGUAUGUCAAAGAAAUACGCUCCAGAGCGGACUCAUCUCUGCUUCUGCAGUCUACACAGAAUGUGACCAUGAAUGCACGCAACACGGAAGGAGAAGUCACAGGCAGGUUGAAAGUGGGUCCCCAAAUGGUAGAGGUCCAGAGUCAGCAGUUUCAGAUCCACUCCAAGGAUGGCAAGCCACUGUUCACUGUGGAUGAAGAGAAAGUCAUGAUUGGUACAGAUAAACUUCGAGUAACUGGGCCUGAAGGGGCUCUUUUUGAACACUCGGUGGAGACGCCCCUCGUAAGACCCGACCCACUCCAGGACCUCAGACUAGAAUCCCCGACACGGAGUCUCAGCAUGGACGCCCCCAAAGGCGUUCACAUUCAAGCCCCUGCGGGGAAGAUCGAGGCCCUUACCCAGAUGGACAUCGUUCUUCAGAGCAGCGAUGGGACGCUUAUGCUCGACGCGGACACUGUGUUUUUGCCCGAGCUGGCUCUGGGGAGUCAGGGGCCCGCAGGCAGCUCGCAGGGGCUCUAUGAAGUCUGUGCAUGUCCAAAUGGGAAGCUCUACAUGUCUGUGGCCGGCGUGGGUACCACGUGCCACGAGCACAGUCAUCUCUGCCUCUAAACCAUCGGCACCACCCCCAGGGAGCAUCUGCUAUGUCUCGGUGCGCUCAGCAGUGCAGACCUCAGCCUUCCCAGCUGGAGCCACUCGACAACGGUGAGCUGAGUUUGCGUGUGGGAGUUUGAAAGGAGCUCAAACGUACCACUGAAAAUAUUCCUGUGAAACUGUGAUCUCAGAGUGGAGCUUAGACACAAAAGUCCAAGGAUCAGAAUCAUUGUGACUUUCCCUGUCCUGUGUGUGUCGGUCUGUGAUGGGAUGUUGGGCUGCUGUGUGAAAUGGAUGCAUGGAUGUGUGAUGCUCAGCUGGAGACCUCUGACCUCCCGUGAGAGUAGUCUGAGUCCUGCCCAGGUGCCUCAGAGUUCUCUGAGGUUUUCCACUGUGUCAAUCAAUUCUGCAGGAGCUGUAUUCAUUUCAACGCAAAGUGUGUCUGGUUUCAGAAUAAAAUCUUCAAGUUUUAAAAGGAUGUUGAGAUUGAUCUGACUUUCAGAAUGUGGUCAGAGGAAUAAAUUGUACACAACUGAUCAUGUUUCUUUAUAUAGUCCAUAAGCAAUAAAAAUCAACCUACAUUUUUCAUAGA